This is a messenger RNA of Nilaparvata lugens (brown planthopper), 2550 nucleotides long. Its product is annotated as WAS/WASL-interacting protein family member 1-like. The transcript has 3 exons. Lineage: Eukaryota; Metazoa; Arthropoda; Insecta; Hemiptera; Delphacidae. The coding region runs from base 474 to 2282 and encodes 602 amino acids. The record is from RefSeq and is a predicted model, not a curated record. Gene Ontology annotation, cellular component: chitin-based extracellular matrix. Gene Ontology annotation, molecular function: structural constituent of chitin-based larval cuticle.
CUCUUGCUCGUCAUUGUUAAAUAGCUUGCUCUCUGUCCGAAAUAUUCUCGAGAGUAAGACAACCUUCUCUUAAAUUUGAUGUAUUCAUAUCUGGACUCUUUCACAAGGACAUCAAUAAUUUUUCAAUAUCAUUUAUUUAUUCAAUAUUAACCGAGCUGUCUCUCUAUUUUGUUCAGAAUCUCCCAAUUUUUCUCAUCCGCUUCCUUUUUCUCUUUCUUCCACUUGAGCUCAUUAUCCACUUGAGCUUUCACUUUCCACUAAAAAGGAUGAAGUCUUUGAAAGAAUACUUCUCUAUCCAUGGAUGGAACAAAUCAAUUGAGCAUUUCAAGUAGUACAAUUUUUUUCUUCUUGCAAGAAGAUCAAACCACCUGAAAUAAAUAGGAAUAAUUCAUAUCUUAUUGGACUACAUUGAAAAUCGAGUUCAUUCUCGGUCUCCGAAGAGAUUCUUGAUCUCCUAUGAUCUUGAUCUGAUCAUGAUAUCCGAUCAUGGAGGGCUGGAAUUACUGAUCGUACAGAAAAUUUGGUUUCAAACUUUGUUUUGUGAAUGUUCGAAGGCUGAAGUGACCGGCUCAUACACUUAUGUAGAUGAUGUCGGCGAAAGACAUAAUGUGCAAUACGAGGCUGGUCCCAGAACUGGCUUCCACGUCAAGACGUUGUAUCCAGAUUCAACACCCUAUACGGGGCUCUUCUACAGGGGUGCUCCAGCUAAUAAGCAGACCGGACCACUUCGAGGCAAGACUUCGAUACAAAGAGGAACUGAUGGAUCAUAUAGAUUCACAGCAACGGGACCUGACCAGAGACGAACCGAAGUGAGCGACGCAGCCAACAAUGUUCGAGGCUCGUACACCUACUUGGACGAUAAAGGAGUACAGAGAACCGUCCAAUACAUAGCGGGGCCCAAUAUCGGAUACAAGGUUAUUGGAGGCAACAAAGGCCUAUCACCGGCUGGUUCCUCGCCAGGAGGCAGCACUGGACAAUUCCCCUACUCGCCACCCGACAUAGAGACGGCCAGUCCCACCAGCAGUGCCCCACCACAGAAGGACUCCCUCAACCCAAGUGCCAACCUCGACGAGGAACUCUUUGGUCCAGCACCGCCUGGUCCUCUACCAUCGGGAGAACCCGAGAAACAGCAGCAAGAAAUCCAAGGGGAUCCAGAGGAUUUCCUGAAUACCCCACUGUACGGAGCAUCAGGAAGUGCUAGCCCCCAAUACUCAGAACCCAGUUCAACACUUGCUCCAACUUUGUCACCCACCCCCUCUCCGUCACCGAUUCCAGUCUCCCAACUUCCACAAGACUUCGACGACUUCCUCCCGCCCUUGUCAGCGUUCCCCGAGGACGACCCCUCCAUCCCCAAGCCGAGACCUCAGGGAGGAGGCGGAGGAUCACCCAGUUACCUCACACUGGAAGACAACGACUUCCUGAAGACACCGUUCGCCUUGCUGCCAGUUGGGGACAGCUAUGACAACUCAAACUAUGGCGGGCAGUUCAAACGACCUAAAUCCAACAACAAUCCUAAUGUGAACAAUAAUAACAAUGAUAAUAACCAACCAACACCUAACAGAAAUGUGCCAGUUAACAGUAGGGACAGGGUACAAACGACAAACAUCGGAAAUACUAGAAACAAUGAUAAUAAUAACAACAAUAAUAAUAUCUAUAGAACACCUCCUUCAGCGCCUGGUAGAGAUCGACCAGGCUACAACAAUAACAACGACAACACCAACAAUAAUUACAUACCAUCAACAGGGAGAGAACGUGAAAGUUAUUCACCGCCCAGUCCUCCACCAAUGAGAGACAGGGACAAUCCACCUCCUCAACCAUUCUCUCCACCGCCUGGUAACGGAGGCGACAACUUCUUCAACACGGCUCCUGGUAGGGAUGGAGGGUUCACGAUACCUCCUCCAUCAACACCGAAGGAUGGCUUUCCGUUGUUGAAUUUCGGUGGUGAAGAUGACGAUUUCCUCCCACCUCUACCGGGAGCAAACGAUUUCCCGGUGCCACCAGCCGGAGGCAGGAUAGAUUAUCCACCUCCCACACCUCCCAAAGAACGACCCAACUAUUUCGAAGGAGGUCGCGACCGAGACAGAGAGCCCAGCCGACGCCCGUACCUGCACCGCGACCACAAAUACUCUCCAAGUCAGAAGACUUUUUUAGGGAUUCCGUCCGGGGUGGCAGUGAGGGCACAUGUUCAGUCCCUGGACAUACUUCCGUUCGGAUCGCGGAUUCCGCCGCCCGGUCAGGCCCUGGACUACGAGCGCCGGCGGCUAAGAACAAGAAGAAGGUGAUCGCCGUCAAAGUGCUGUCCAAGGACAAGACUCAUCACAAGGUCAUCGGUGAACUACUUCAACCGACAACAAUCUCGUCAAAUGGUAUCUCCUAAGAAUGCGCCAGUUAAUAGUGUAGGAAUGCAAAAUUUAAUGAAUUAAAACAAACUUGCUAGAGAGAAUCUAAUUAGAAUUGAGCAAAGUAAAUAACUCCGUUGAGAGAAUCGUUAGACUCUCAUAAAUCUAUAGGAAAUUCAAAAUGUAUUAAGUGAAUAGGUAAUGCAUUUCA